Antechinus flavipes (yellow-footed antechinus) is the source of this 1451-nucleotide messenger RNA. RefSeq names its product selenoprotein T (gene SELENOT). Gene Ontology annotation, biological process: cell redox homeostasis. Gene Ontology annotation, cellular component: endoplasmic reticulum membrane. The record is from RefSeq and is a predicted model, not a curated record. Gene Ontology annotation, molecular function: thioredoxin-disulfide reductase (NADPH) activity. The transcript has 6 exons. NCBI's taxonomy places the organism in Eukaryota, Metazoa, Chordata, Mammalia, Dasyuromorphia, Dasyuridae.
CGGCUCGGCUCGGCUCGCUCGGCUCGAGGCCCGGCCUGGCCCUGCCCUGCCCUGCUCAGUGUCUGGCUGAGCGGCGGCCGCUGCGGCACCAAGACGAUGAGGUUCUUGUUGCUCCUUCUCAUGGCGGCGGCGGCGCUGCGGGGCGAGACCUCGGCCGACACGGGCGGCGUACCGGGCAAGCGGCUCAAGAUGCAGUACGCCACGGGGCCGCUGCUCAAGUUCCAAAUCUGUGUUUCCUGAGGGUAUAGGCGGGUGUUUGAGGAGUACAUGCGGGUUAUUAGCCAGCGGUACCCAGACAUCCGCAUAGAAGGAGAGAAUUACCUCCCUCAACCAAUAUAUAGACACAUAGCAUCUUUCCUGUCAGUCUUCAAACUAGUAUUAAUAGGCUUAAUAAUUGUUGGCAAGGACCCUUUUGCUUUCUUUGGCAUGCAGGCUCCAAGUAUCUGGCAGUGGGGCCAAGAAAAUAAGGUCUAUGCUUGUAUGAUGGUUUUCUUCCUAAGUAACAUGAUUGAGAACCAGUGUAUGUCAACAGGUGCAUUUGAGAUAACGCUAAAUGAUGUACCAGUAUGGUCAAAGCUGGAAUCUGGUCACCUCCCAUCCAUGCAGCAGCUCGUUCAGAUUCUUGACAACGAAAUGAAGCUCAAUGUGCAUAUGGACUCAAUCCCACAUCAUUGAUCAUAGCCCCAUCUUUCAGCCCUGAAAACUCUUUUGCAUUAAUGGAUUUUUUCGGGAACAACGUGGUUGGCACCAAUGAAGGCCUGUACUGAAGACAGCAAGCUGUUAGUGCAGACCAGAUGCUUAAUUUGCAGCCCCGUUGAACUUGGAAAACCUCAAUACAAGACAGUCUUUCAGGGUUGGCAUGUUUUGGAAUACUGCACAUUCAUGGAGUGCAAUAAUACUGUAUAGUUAUAUUUUUUUUAAAGGGUUAAUUCAGCCAGUUAAUUGUUUUAAAAUGCAGGCAUUACUACUUGUAACUUUAUUUCUUAGUCAUGUUUGGGUGGGGGAAGUGGCAAAUUGAGUUAAUAUCUGAUUUUUUUUUUCCUUGAAAGAUGUCUGUUACAUCUGUUGUGAUUUUAUAUGAAUUUAUGUUCUUUUUGUAGUUUAAAAUGGAUAUUUGGGAAAAUAGCUGACAUUCCCAAGUACUUUACAAAAGUCUGUCAAACAUCUCUAAUUUGGUUAUGUCCUGUUUGUAUGGUUUUCAAAAUAUUGCAAAUUGUGAACAGUGCAUUAUACUAGAUUAUGAAAAAAUAUAUAUAUAUCCUGAGUAUAACACCAUUUUUGUGAUUACAAGAGAACUACUAAAAGACCCACCGCUUUUUAAAUCCUAUUGUCUAGCUCAAGUGUCUUGCCUUGACCAGUCUAAUGAAUUGAUUAACUGGGCCUUUAUACUUAUCCUAAAUAUAAAACUAAGCAAAUUUAAGUUAAAUAAAAAGUUUUCAUUUCCUGUGUAA